Molecule: messenger RNA, 6009 nt
Organism: Salmo salar (Atlantic salmon)
Lineage: Eukaryota; Metazoa; Chordata; Actinopteri; Salmoniformes; Salmonidae
Source: RefSeq, a predicted model, not a curated record
AGCAUUCUCAUUACGCUUCAGGGGAAAUUAGGGGAGGGGCAAGGUCUUAGCCACAGCCAAUGAGCAUUCAUUUUUGACCUUAUCUGACCUGGAAGAACCUUCGAUCUCUAAGCAUAUGGAGAAUGACUGCCAAGAAGAUCUACUAAACAAACAUAUCUGAUAUCACCUAAUAGCUGGUCAGAAUUAUCUUAUUGAAGAAGAACAUUUAACAACCUAGCUGAGCCUUUACAGGUAAGUCAAACAAAGACAGUAGUCAUACAGUAUGUCAGUAGUUGGUAUGUCAAACACACACUAAUAAUCAAGGAGAAGAUUAUGACCAGGUGUGCAUAAUGAUGGGGAACAGGUGUGCGUCUGAGGCAGAGAGUUGGACUAUGUGUGACAAUCCUAGCCAAAUUUCCUCAUCGGCUUGCAUGCAUCUCCACUAUAUCAAGGUGUUUUGGUACCUCCCUUAUUCACUACACCUUUCUGUGUGCUAACUUCUAGUGACCACAGGUUAAUAUAGUCUACCAGUCUAGCUGUCUAUCCUGCCCUCUAUCCAUCAUUCGUAGUGACAAUAGUGGUAGGUCGAUCAUAUGUCCAGAUCUGCAAUAGGCUAACUAGCAAUCAUACCACACAUAAAAACAUUCAUAGCUGCAUACCUUUUUUAUAUGAACCGACAAGAACAAAUAAGAAUAGCUGAUAGGCAGCAGAAAGGACACUGAAGACAGUCUGGCUGUAUUUUUUUCUUCUGACGCUGUAUGAGCUGUCUGUUGCCGAUCAUCAACCAAGUAGCCUACAUGUCUGAUUAAAAAAAGUCACCACAUCAUGGGAAAGCAUGCAGUUUAUUAGGCUACAGGUUAAAUAAGUUAUGAUGAACUUCACAGUGUGGUAAAAGUGCACAGUGAUGAGGGUUGACGCUUCUUUCAAUAAAUAUCGAGGGUCUUAUUCUGGUGACAUGAUGAUCGCUAAAAAUAAUCUUGCACUUUUGUCCGUAAUAAUGCUAUAGCUGCGCUGUAUCUGCAAGCUGUUGGCUAGAGCGCACAUGCCAAUAUUAGAGUGGGCACAUUCGCUAUGCCUACACAACAUUUUCAGUGACAAAAAAACAUCAGUACUCUAUGUAUUUAAGAACAGACUUGUAUCUGCAACAAGUCAAUUUGAUGGAAACAACUCUGAUGGGAAAAUGCUUCAGGGUUUCCUUUAGCUGGUAAAUCUCUCAGCCUUGCAUUCACCUGCUCCUGCUGCUGAGGAGGUUAUAUUUUAUUAAUACAAUUUCUCGAGAAAGAGAUUUUGUUUAACAAGUAACAGAAUAAAUCUGAAAAAGAUAUGUCAAAUGUAUUGGCACCCUGGCAGAGGCAACCAGAUUUCGGGCUAAAAUGUCCUGGUACUUGGUAAAGCUCAUGAUGCUGUUGACCUUAACAAGGGCCACAGGACCAGGGUAGGCAAAAGAGCCCCAUAACAUCAAAUAUGCAACCACCAUAUGUUACCGUAGGUAUGAGUUACUUUUCUGCAUAUGCUUCUGUUUUUCGACGCCAAACCCACCACUGGUGUGUGUGGCCAAAGAGCUCUAUUGCCAUGUCAUCUGACAAUAGCACCGCCUUGAGUUUAAUAGACGGCAUUGGCACUUGGAUUGGAACCGGUCCUAUGACCACAAAAUCAACAUUUUACAAUGGCCAUCUCUGUCUCCAGACUUAAACCCUAUUGAAAACCUGUGGUUUGAAUUGAUCCUCUUUUUUUAAAUAACCUUUAUAUAACCAAGAAAAUACCUUUUGAGGUUAGAAACCUCUUUUGCAAGGUGGACAAUAGCAAUUAGGUGGUACCAUGUAGCCUCGCCAACUCAGUGGUUAGAGGGUUCACCUUGAGAUUGAAAGGUUGGGGAGUUUGUUCCCCAGCCGAGUCAUACCAAAGACAAAAGAAAUGGGACCUGAUGCGUCUCUGCAUCAAGGAGAUGGAUUGGAGGUAAGGCCAUGCGAUAGCCUACUGUCUUGUCCAGGGCGUGUACUUGUACAUCAAGCUGCCAUGCUACAAAAACAGAAGAUGGGCUCCUGCUCCUAUGAGCCUUUAUGGCCAAGGCUACUUAAGGGAGAGUGGGGUAAGUUGAGAUUUUUUUUUUUUUACAUGGAGCUUCACUCCAUCAAGGGAAAUAUUGUAUUCUUUCUAACAAAUAUAUCUACAUAUAUUUCAGGAUGUUGUGUAUCCCUGGAAAUAAUCUGAAUUCAUGUAAACAUCGCAGUUUUGAAAACAUAGCGUGUCCAAAAAAAAGUGGUCUCUUGGCACAAGUUGAGCCGCGGGACAGGGUAAGUUGAGCCGCCUACCAUUAAUCAUUGCAUCUUUUAACACAGGCUUAACGCCUAACAAAUACUCACCCCAAGGAAAACAUUUUUACUAUACUAGCCCACACAGGUACAAGGAUGCACUUCACGCUAGGUUUACGACCUCAUAUUGAAGCUAGAGACACCAACUGAUGUAUAGGACAAUCUUAAAAUGAUCUAUUUUGGUUUAGAUACUGAAACCUCUAACACAAGAAAGUAAUUUGACUUGGUGAAAAACAGUUUUUAAACUUAACUUGCUUACCACUUUUUUCAUUAGGUUUCUUCUAUUACAGACUCCAUGAAAUGAUGACCUCUUCCUAACUAUUUGGUCAAAUUAUUCCUUUUGUGUAUGGUUUCCUAAAAACAAGGAGUGGCUCAAGUUAUGUGGCUUAACUUACCUCGCUCUCCCAUACUUACUUUAUGUAGCCUUGUCUACUGAGGAAACUAUUGACAGCGGCAACAUUUUAUUACAAACAGGCAAACUGUCAAACUAGACCACCAGGUGGAGCCAUGUGUACACUUUUUAAAGAUGUGAAGAAUCUUCGUUGAAGAAUAAACCUGUAGAGGUUCAUACAACCUUUAGAUGGCAACAUUGAUCAACAUUUACUGAAAAACAGCCAUUUUAAAUGAGUGCCUUUACAAUCGCUAACAUCCUUUUGCCCAAUCUGUAGUCACAUUUUCAAAACUCUCAACACAAUUAGCAAAACAUCCGUCUGUUGUGGACCAUACCAUUAAGACAAUUCAUGUUGUUUUCACAGAAUAUCCAGUCAAUUAACACAUUUCUAAAAUGCUUACAUGUUCAUAACAUACAAGCUUACCCAAUACCAAAAUGAUGGAUCUUUCUUCUCUUAUUUACAAAUGCUUGCACACAGCAUGCCAGAAAUGUAGACCUAAUGUGGAAAACCUUAAAUAUAGUAUAAAGUCUCUACUUCUGCAACAACAGCAGCUCAAAAGCUAUAUUGAAACAGCUGAAAAGCAUUUUUGAAUGAACAGAUCAUAGAAAUAUUGAGAAAUAGCUGAUUUACUGUAGGUUGUGUAAAAUAGACCAACCACAGCUGAUUCCAAUCUCCAUCGGAGACAGCCAGGUGUUGAAGUUCUUUCAAUUGCAUGGACAUACACAGUACAAAGAGGAGUCUUUGGACUGAUUUUGUUCAAUCUGGAUACAGAACAGCACAGAGGAGCAGAGAGAAAAAGGACAGGAAUAGCUGGACCAGGAAGAGGAGUAGCUGGACCAGGCAGAGAAGUAGCUGGACCAGGCAAAGGAGUAGCUGGACCAGGCAGAGGAGCAGCUGGACCAGGCAGAGGAGCAGCUGGACCAGGGAGAGGAGCAGCUGGACCAGGGAGAGGAGCAGCUGGACCAGGGAGAGGAGCAGCUGGACCAGGCAAAGAAGUAGCUGGACAAGACAGAGGAGUAGUUGGACCAGGGAGAGGGGUAGUUGGACCAGGCAGAGGAGUAGUUGGACCAGGCAGAGGAGUAGUUGGACCAGGCAGAGGAGUAGCUGGACCAGGCAAAGAAGUAGCUGGACAAGACAGAGGAGUAGUUGGACCAGGGAGAGGAGUAGCCGGACCAGGGAGAGGAGUAGCCGGACCAGGGAGAGGAGUAGCCGGACCAGGCAGAGGAGUAGCCGGACCAGGCAGAGAAGUAGCCGGACCAGGCAGAGAAGUAGCCGGACCAGGCAGAGAAGUAGCCGGACCAGGCAGAGGAGUAGCCGGACCAGGCAGAGGAGUAGCCGGACCAGGCAAAGAAGUAGCCGGACCAGGCAAAGGAGUAGCUGGACCAGGCAAAGGAGUAGCUGGACCAGGCAGAGGAGUAGCCGGACCAAGGAGAGGAGCAGAGGAGUUGUUGGACCAGUGAGAGGAGUAGUUGGACCAGGCAGAGGAGUAGCUGGACCAAGGAGAGGAGUUGUUGGACCAGUGAGAGGAGUAGUUGGACCAGGCAAAGGAGUAGCUGGACCAGGCAGAGGAGUAGCCGGACCAGGGAGAGGAGCAGAGGAGUUGUUGGACCAGUGAGAGGGGUAGUUGGACCAGGCAGAGGAGUAGCUGGACCAAGGAGAGGAGUUGUUGGACCAGUGAGAGGAGUAGUUGGACCAGGCAAAGGAGUAGCUGGACCAAGGAGAGGAAUAUCUGGACCAGGCAGAGGAGUAGUUGGACCAGGACAAGGGAGAAGGAGAGGUAGGCGGAGAGGGAGAGGAGUAAGAAUGUGAGGGGGUGUUCAAAGGAGAGUAAGAGCUGUUGUCACUGAUGAAAUAAGAGACACCAUCAUAGACCAUGUGAUAAACCAUGGUCUAUCACUGAGAGAGACUGGUGAAAGAGUCCAGCCUAAUCUCAGACGGUCAACCGUGGCUUCCAUUAUCCGUAAUUUUCAACAAACCAACAGGUAAGUAAUGCAUUUCCCAAGGGCUUCUUCUAUCAUUACUGUUGCUAUGUCCCACAGUAACUGUAGGCCACCAGUCUCAAUGCAAAUACAUAUGUAGUAUUUUUGUUGUUCUAAAGGACGCAACGUCUUCCUCCCUCUGGGGGAAGAGGAAUGCUCCUCAGUGAAGACCAAGAGCAUGCCAUUGUAGGAUUGGUUAUUGCUGACAAUGCAAUAAAACUGAGAGAAAUUCAGACCAGAAUUGUAGAGGACAACCUGGUAUUACACAAUGUGGAAAGCAUCAGCCUGACUACUAUUUCUCGGACUCUGACCAAAGACAGAGUUUGAAUGAAACAGUUGUACACAGUUCCUUUUGAAUGGAACAGUAAGCGGGUCAAGGAACUCCGGCACCAAUAUGUCCAGGUAUGGUGUCUAUCCAAUAUGUCUUGUUCUAUAGUGAGUUUUACACUAUGCUACUCCACAUGUAAACAUGGGUUACAGUACAUACAGUAGGACAUACUGAAAAGCAUUUACACAUACUGUGUUUGAUUUCUUUCAGAGAGUCAUGGAGUUGGAGGCUAAUCAAACCCCACAUUAAAUCACUUAUGUAGACGAGGCAGGGUUUAACCUGGCAAAAACACGUCGGCAGGGAAGAAACGUCAUCGCGAAAAGGGCCACCGCUGACGUGCCGGAUCAGAGAGGAGCAAAUAUCACAAUGUGUGCUGCAAUCUCGAGUGCUGGUUUGGUCCUACAGAAAAUCCAGAUUGGUCCACACAACACUGAGCGCCUUCUUUUGUUUUCAGAUGACCUCUACCAACAACUGGUGCCAGAAGCAGAAAGGGAACAGGUGGGAGGAAACAUGAGGACAUUUGUGAUUGCAUGGGGCAAUGUAGCAUUCCACCAUUCACAUGCAAUCACAAACUGGUUUACAGCCCAUCCAAGAAUGGUUUGCCUUUUCCUCCCCCCUACUCACCUUUCCUCAACCAAAUUGAGGAUUUUUUUCUGCCUGGAGGUGGAAAGUGUAUGAUCAUCGACCACAUGACCAAAUGUCCCUCCUGGAUAAAACGUAUGCCGGCUGCAGAGACAUCUCAGCUGAAGACUGCCAGGGGUGGAUAAGGCAUGCCAAGCGUUUAUAUCCAAGGUGCAUAGCGAGAGACGACAUAAGAUGUGAUGUGGACGAGAACAUGUGGCCAAAUGCUGAAGAUUGUAUAAAUUAGAACAGGACUUGAUUUUUGUGUUUUUUCCCUUCUAUGCAUUCUUUACUGUAAUUGUUAAAUUUUUACACAUUUGGAACCAAAGGCCAUGUAUGUUGGAUUUUUUGUUGAUCACUGGCAGCAAUUUAUUGUUGCUAAUAAAGCUUUUACUGCA